Molecule: messenger RNA, 1035 nt
Organism: Manihot esculenta (cassava)
Lineage: Eukaryota; Viridiplantae; Streptophyta; Magnoliopsida; Malpighiales; Euphorbiaceae
Product: putative kinase-like protein TMKL1
Exons: 1
Coding region: 79-699 (206 amino acids)
Biological process (GO): protein phosphorylation
Molecular function (GO): ATP binding; protein kinase activity
Source: RefSeq, a predicted model, not a curated record
UACAGUGUUUCAACUUUACUCCAAAUUUCUAGAUGUUCUAAGUAAAUUCUGUCCUUAAAGUACUUUUGAAAAUCUUGAAUGGUUAAACAAUGUUCUCUAUGGGCAGAUGGAAGUGCUGAGACUCGCAAAUGGACCAUCAUUUAUAGGAUAUCUAUUGGCAUAGCCAAAGUAUUAGAUCAUCUUCAUACAGGACUUCAGAAACCUGCAAUUCAUUGGAAUCUCAAGCUGAAAAACAUUUUGUUAGAUCCCAAUCACCAACCAUACAUAUCAGACUACGGCCUAUAUCUCCUGUUGAAUCCUACUGCUGGCCAAGAAAUGCUUGAAUCUUCUGCAGCUGAUGGAUCCAAAGCUCCUGAGCUGGUCAAAAUGAAAGAUGCAAGUGAGCAGACUGAUAUAUACAGCCUCGGGAUAACGUUGCUUCAACUACUUUCAGGGAAGGAACCAAUGAAUGAGAAUCCAAACUCUGGGGAUGAUUUUCAUCUGCCAACUUUCAUGAGAAAUGCAGUCCUCGAUAGGAGAAUUACAGAUUUAUAUCAUCCAGAUGUACUUGUUAGCAAUAACAGUGAUAGUGAAAGUCCUGUUACUGAGGAACGUGUGCUCAAAUUCUUUCAACUUGCUAUGUCAUGGUGUUCCCCUUCUCCUUCGCUUAGACCAAACAUUCGGCAGGUCCUCUGGAAGCUUGAAAAAAUUGGAAGAUGAUGACAUAUUUCUUUUGUGGGAAGUUGAACUGGGCUCUUGAGUUGGGUCUAAAGUGGUGUUUGAUUAAAACGAGCAUUGGCCUGUGCAGGGAGAGCAGACGUUUAAAGAGAAGAUUCCAACAAACCCAUCAUUGACACUGAUUUGAUCACUUCAACCAUGAACCAUCCAACAAGAAUAGUGCAAUCAUGAUUAACAUUGUCGGAUUUUGGGAAUUCUUGUUGCCAAAAGUAUCAGCAACAAAAGAUUGUGGAUCUCAUAUGGUCCCAGCUUUCCCUUGUUAAGGCAUAUUAGAAAGAGUCAAUUAUCAAUAGCGAAAUUUCUUGUGUUUCUUUAUGC